Messenger RNA from Microthlaspi erraticum, 1128 nucleotides. The record is from the annotation of a GenBank genome assembly. NCBI's taxonomy places the organism in Eukaryota, Viridiplantae, Streptophyta, Magnoliopsida, Brassicales, Brassicaceae.
AUGGAUUCCGGCAACAGUAGCAGCAUGCAGUCCUCAAGCGGUGGUGGUGGAGGAGAUCAAGAAGAGUACGACUCACGGGCCGAUCAAUCCAUCUCUGCUUUCUUCAACAACAGCAACAACAACACAACCACCGUCUCCACCAACAUCGCCGGUCCAACACAGCUUGAAUCUCUCAUAGCCAACUACUUUAACACCGGUUGGUCGACGGAUAAUACAACCUGGUCAACAGCGACUGCAAAUCCCACCGAUGGCGCUAGUCCACGACCACCACCACCACCGAUCUCAUCAGAACCAGUCUUCUUCACAAACCCACUUCAACAAAACCAGAACACAAACACAAGUAGACCCAUCUGUUCUGUCCCAACCGACAAGAAAAACGGUCUAAACAACCUGGCGACACGGAAUCCAAAGAAGAGAUCUCGAGUUUCUAGACGAGCGCCUACUACUGUUUUGACCACCGACACUUCAAACUUCAGAGCCAUGGUUCAAGAAUUCACCGGUAAUCCUUCAACUCCGUUCACCGGAUUAUCUUCAUCUUCUGCGUAUCCAAGAUCAAGAUUUGACCUCUUCGGUUCUUCUUCUUCUUCAUUACCCUUAAAACCCUUUCCUCACAAACUCUCUCAGCAGUCGACGACGAAUCAUCAUCAAUACCUCAUUCCUCCUCCUCCUUCAACAACAGAUUAUCAUCAAAGUCUUCUCCUUAGUAUGAACACGCAAAACAUCCAAAACCCUUUUCUCAACAACCAAUCUCUGAGCAUCCCCUUCACAGAUCAGUCACUUUUAUCUCAAAAGUCGAAACCUUUGUUCGAUCAAUCAUCGAGCUUGAAAACGAGUAAUGGUUUUGGACACGUGGACGAGGGAACAAACUUUGAAGCACUCCACAACAUUGUUGUCUCUUCUUCAUCAUCAUCGAUGACACAACCAACCCUAAAUAUCAUCCAUGGAGAGAGGAAUCUUGAAGCUGAGAAUGGUAAUGAUCUGUUAAGAUCCAUCAAUGCGGAACAUCAAUCCAUGGUGCAAAGAUCCGAUGGUUACACGCCGCCGGUUGCUUCUGGAUCGGAUAACAAUACAUCAGCGGUGAGAAAUGAAGGUAUGGUGGAAUUAUCAUGGAUCUCUUCUUCUGAGUAG